UCUUUGUUCAAGGUUUCCAAACCCUAAUACCCAUCAACCACUCAUUUUCAAUUCCCAACGCCGAUUCCAAGCAAGCCUCAAUGCAAAUAUCCAUGGCCGUCAGGGUUUAAGAGGAUUUGAAGAGCUAGGAGAUGGUCAGAGCUCUAUAUAUUUUUUCUAAUCUAAUUACGAGACUUUGAUUAGAUUCACUGCAAAAAAAAUGGAGCUUCAAGAGGCUGAAAGGACGGUUAUAGCAAAACCAGUUGCUUCAAGGCCUACCAUUUCCAAUUUCAGAUCAUUCUCUGAGCUCCUUGCUGGUGCCACUAAUGGCUCACCCUUGUUGGAACCCACGAUUACUGCCAUCAGACCGAAGACGGUGAGGUUCAAGCAUGUCACGAACUCUCAACCGGUUGAGACGGUUUCUUCUCAGGCACAGUUAGACAGAACUCAAGCUUCCCAUUUGUCUGAUAAGAUUGUGAAAUCAAACCACACAUCUCCUUUGCUAUACAAACCCUUGGCAAAGACGGUAUCAAGAACAACCAUUAGUCUGUUGGCAAACAUGGGAACCUUUAAUACAAGUCGUGAACAAGCACUAGCUGCUUCACAAUCAGAGAAUGCGAAAGGCAUUAAUCCUCCAAAAUUGACUCCCAUGAAGUCUGGAAAUGAUAAAAGAUCGCAGUUUCACACAAAUAACAGCGAUCGGCCUUCUUACGACGGAUAUAAUUGGAGGAAAUACGGACAAAAGCAAGUAAAAGGAAGUGAUUACCCAAGAAGUUACUACAAGUGCACCCACCCCAAUUGCCUGGUAAAAAAGAAGGUUGAAAGAUCAAUAGAUGGGGAGAUAGCUGAAAUCGUGUAUAAGGGUGAGCAUAAUCAUUCAAAGCCCCGACUUCCUAGGCGUCAUGCUUUUGAUGGGACUAGUGAAGGUUCAAACACCCAAUUGCCAAACAAUCAACUCAAUAACGAUAAUGAAGGUUCUGAAGGCGGCACAGGAAUUAAGAUCGAUGAAGUUCUUGGAUCGUCUUCACAUUUGACCAAUUUGGUCAAAGUCCAAGAAUCUUACAAUCAUGUUUCAAGUGAAGCAGUUGAUGCGUGUAUGCCAACUCUUGAUCGUUUUUGUGGUGUGGCUCGGGUUCAUGAUGAAUCCGCAAGUAAAAGAAGGAAAAGUUCGAGUAUAUUAAAUGAACCUUAUGGGGAAGGCUUACAACAGCCUCGAAUUGUUGUUCACGAUGGCACCGAUUCAGAGGCAAUCUCAGAUGGUUUCCGGUGGAGAAAAUAUGGGCAGAAAGUUGUGAAGGGAAAUCCUUAUCCAAGAAGUUACUACAGAUGCACCGGUGUUAAGUGCAAUGUUCGGAAACAUGUGGAAAGAGCAUCGGAUGAUCCAAGUGUUUUCAUCACUACAUAUGAAGGUAAACAUAACCAUGAAAUGCCGAUCAAGAAAUCCAACUAACUGCUCAACUUGUGUUGAAAUUGACCUUCAGAAUCAAGGUUUAAAUUAGCCGAAAAAUAUUCAAAAUUCGGUGGGGUUGAUGGUUUAGAUUCAUUGAGCUCUUUACUCUCAAUUUGUUUAUUUUCAAGAUGAUUAAUGUUAACACUAUUAUCCACUUACUGGGUAAGAUUUUAAUCCAUCAAAACGACAUUGU
Cynara cardunculus var. scolymus (artichoke) is the source of this 1622-nucleotide messenger RNA. RefSeq names its product WRKY transcription factor 44. Bases 200 to 1429 code for a protein of 409 amino acids. The record is from RefSeq and is a predicted model, not a curated record. The transcript is spliced from 7 exons. Gene Ontology annotation, molecular function: DNA-binding transcription factor activity; sequence-specific DNA binding. Gene Ontology annotation, biological process: regulation of DNA-templated transcription. Lineage: Eukaryota; Viridiplantae; Streptophyta; Magnoliopsida; Asterales; Asteraceae.